UAAAAGCGCAAGUAAAAUCGACGCUCUGACGCUUUAUAUUUGCUUGCAAUUUGGAACUUAAUAAAAAUAUUGAUGGAAAUGGACGACAUAUUGGACGAGUCAACGUUUAAUGCCAACAUAAGACGGACUGCUCGAUCCACUCUUCUGCGAGGACCUGAACAGUCGAUUCACAAGGAGUUGAUCGAAUACGCAGCGUCCUCUUGCCGAAUGUUCUACAUUCAGGACGCUUCCGCCUGGCAGGAAUGGGCAACGACAAAUGACGCUUUUCAGGACCUCUCCGCCCAGGAAGUCUGUAAAAUAUUCCUGACCGACGUACUGCCCCAAUUGGACACUUACGAACUCCCGGAGAAGGUCAAGGAACGCUUGAAGCUCUUGGACCUGCAUCCAUUCUUCCGACGCGUUGACCAUGGCUAUCAGUAUACUCCCGAUUGCGGCCUGGCAAGUCGAUUCGUACUGCAACCGCAAGAAGAUUUUCUUCUAACUGGCGAUAUCCAGAAAGCCAAGAAAUGUGAGUCCGAAGGAAGAUCCCAAAUCGUGCUUAUAGACAACGAAGAAUUAGAGCGAAAGACCUGUGUUGGGUACAACAGCAAAAUCAGUCACGAGUCAGCCGUUUUGUUUUCGGCUUUGCUUUCCACUGAUCAGGAGCUUUCUAUUGGCCAAAUGCAUGAUCUGGGUGAGAUUCACCAACGAUUGCGACAGGCCAAACAGAAUUUCGAGGACCGUGCCAGACUUACACCAUUCCGUGAAAACUUUGAUGGUCUAACUAACGAUGUAGAGGUCUUCGCUAAUGUGAAAUCAAAACUUUGUAAGGUAAUGAGUGAUCUUAAGAAGUAGUAGAGAAAUUAAGUGUUACUUUUAUUUAAUCUAUUUCAUCACUAUUACGAAAACUACGAGAUUUUAAUUUCCAAUUUGGUUUACCAUUUAAAAGCCCACAUUUAGUGUAUUUACGUUAACUCUUCUUUAUUUACAAUUGCUACAAGCAUGUGAACAUGGAAAAAUAAUCAUGUGAAUGAUUAAAUUGAAUGAAAAAAAUUACAUCUUAUUAAUUUGUAUUCGUUACAACUCUACUUUGUCUUUGUUUGCUAUAUAUGGAUUAAAUUUUGCAGGGCAAAGCGAAAGAUAAUUGGAUAUCGAUGCUUAACUAUAUAUAAAAUGUUAACUUAUUAGGGCAAUUCAUGUUUUGAAUGUUAUAACUUAUAACCGUUAAUAAUAACUUUAAUAAAAGGUAUAACCGUUACGGUCCCUCUUUUUAUUAUAUCUUCGAAUAGCCUCUUAAAGCCAAACAGAAAGAAGACUAAAUGGUAAUGUUAGAAAAAUCUAGGUAUUCCCUCAUUGAAUUAGCUUUCCAGAUAGUAAUUUAAAAAAAUAUUUAAUUUACUAAAAAAUGAUAGA
This is a messenger RNA of Drosophila suzukii, 1392 nucleotides long. RefSeq lists its product as uncharacterized. The record is from RefSeq and is a predicted model, not a curated record. NCBI's taxonomy places the organism in Eukaryota, Metazoa, Arthropoda, Insecta, Diptera, Drosophilidae.